Musa acuminata subsp. malaccensis (wild Malaysian banana) is the source of this 1886-nucleotide messenger RNA. Its product is annotated as S-adenosylmethionine decarboxylase proenzyme. The record is from RefSeq and is a predicted model, not a curated record. Lineage: Eukaryota; Viridiplantae; Streptophyta; Magnoliopsida; Zingiberales; Musaceae. Gene Ontology annotation, biological process: spermine biosynthetic process; spermidine biosynthetic process. Gene Ontology annotation, cellular component: cytosol. Gene Ontology annotation, molecular function: adenosylmethionine decarboxylase activity.
CUUCGGCUCGUCGUCGGCCCUCGUAUCGUCCGCUAGGGUUUCGCGCAUCCUUCUUGUUCUCUUCAUCGCCUCGGCCGUUUGAUUUGCUGAUCCUGUCGGCUUCGAUUGCGAGGUGCGAAUGUUUUAAUGGAAUUUAAAUCUGGGAAGAAGCAGUCUAGUAGUAGUAGCUCAUUACAGUACGAAGUUCCCCUUGACUACACUGUUGAAGACGUUCGACCACACGGCGGAAUCAGGAAGUUUCAGUCUGCUACAUACUCCAACUGUGUGAGGAAGCCAUCCUGAGAGUCCUUUCGAUGCUGCUUUCUUCUGUAGAGUAGGAUUUCCUGUGCUUCGUUUCUGCUUUUAGACAAUCUCAGCCUACCGUCUCUCAAAUACUCCUUUGACCUCCCACUCCCUUUUUCCUGUCACCACGCUCACCUGUUCUUGCUUGAUUCGAUGGCACUCUCACUGGUCGAUUCUCUCCUAGCCUCACCGAUCGGUUUUGAAGGAUAUGAGAAGCGCCUGGAGAUCACUUUCUCAGAGCCAUCUAUUUUUUUGGACCCCCAUGGAUGGGGGCUGCGUGCCCUUUCACGGCCACAGAUUGACUCCAUUCUGGAUCUGGCACGAUGUACCAUUGUUUCUCAGCUCUCGAACAAUGUCUUCGAUUCAUAUGUUCUCUCUGAGUCAAGCCUGUUUAUUUACCCCUAUAAGUUAAUCCUCAAAACUUGCGGGACUACAAAGCUCCUUCUGUCCAUCCCUAGAAUUCUUGAACUUGCCGCAGAGCUUUCGCUAUCUAUUCUGUCUGCAAGGUACUCCCGUGGGACCUUUAUUUUUCCUGGUGCACAGCAGUCUCCCCACCGGAGCUUCUCCGAGGAAGUCGUUGUGCUCAAUCAGUUCUUCGGUAGCCUCAAGUCAAGUGGUAAUGCGUAUGUGCUUGGUGGUUCAACAAAUGCAAAUCGCAAAUGGCAUAUAUACUAUGCUACUGAGAAACCUGAGCUGCCGAUGGUGACACUCGAGAUGUGCAUGACCGGAUUGAACACUGAUCGGGCGUUAAUAUUCUAUAAGAAUUCAGCAGAAUGCCAUAGUUCUUCCGCCAAGAAGAUGACUGAGAUAUCUGGGAUCUCUAAUAUUAUUCCUGAGAUGGAGAUAUGCGACUUUGAGUUCGAGCCCUGUGGCUAUUCCAUGAAUGGGAUUCAUGGCCCGGCUCUCUCUACUAUCCAUGUGACACCUGAGAAGGGUUUCAGCUAUGCCAGUUAUGAAGCAAUGGGGUUUAAUUCUCUCACCUUGGUGUAUCAGGACUUAGUUGAGAGGGUCCUUAGGUGCUUUGGCCCUUCAGAGUUCUCUGUUGCAGUUACUAUCUUAGGUGACCGUGGACUAGCAGGCACUUGGGCUGAGAAGAUACAUCUUGAUGGUUACACCUGCAAAGAUAGAGUGGAUCAAGAGCUACCAGGUGGUGGGCUGUCGAUAUACCAGAUGUUUGCUGCUUCUGCUGUGACUGCGGUGUCACCAAGAUCCACCCUGCCUUACUGGGAAGGCAAAUAUGUGGAUAGGACUGCGAAAGAUCAUGCUAAAGGAUGAUGCUUUUAAAGUGAAAAGGUGAUGGAGAAAUAAGAAGAGUUUAUGAGAGGACGAUAUUAUUUGUCAAGUUGGCCAUGCUUUAAGGGGUUCUAGUGUUUUGUGUUUCCUUUUAGCUUGUUUGGUCAAGAAGAUGGCGAAAGCAUAGGUAUUUGCCUACACAAUGAUCUGAGUCUUUGCCUUGCAUUGAAGUAAUAUGUAUGUGUAGGAACACUAGUGUCAAGCAUAAGCUCUAGGUGGCUUGCUGUGUCUGCCGCAAUGAGCAGCAUUUUCAUAGACUGAAUAUUUGUUCUGGUGUUGUUUGGUCAUCCAGAAGUUUGCAACUUGCAUUA